CCGUGCCCCAGAAGCGGGCGCGGAGUCGCGGUGGCGGGGAUUCUGCACGCCGUACGAUGUGUUGGCAGGACUUUAUGCUUCACCACCUUCCUGGGCACUCGAUCGCCGUGUGCAGGAGGCUGUGGGAGGACAAUGAGCGCGGUGGGCGGAGAGAGGACACCCGCACCGACAGGGAGAAAGGAAAUUAACUCCGGCAGUAACUUCGACACCCGCACACGCAGAGAAGACAGCAUCUCCAGGCACGAAGGCAGGAGCGCGGGAUGUUGAAAGCAACCCCACGAGCCAGCAGAGCCCUCUCCGAAUGUGCCUGGCCUCUCUGUCAAAGGCAAUAACGUUUCGCCAGCUCUAUACUAGUCUGCAACACUGUUGGCUCUGUGAAACUUGGCGUUUAAUGCUUCGAAGGGAAGGGAAAGUAGCCGAAUCGUCAUGUUUGGUGCUUUGGCUGGGUUUUCAGUGGCGAGUUUACUGACCUUUGGUUACUUGUCCAGGGACUGGCUGGAACUCGAUCUCGGAGACUCCAACGCAUUCGAUCCGCUGAGAGACACCUCAAAGCCGUCAAAACCUCACAUUAUUUUCAUCCUUGCUGACGAUCAGGGCUUCCACGAUGUGGGUUAUCAUGGCUCCGAGAUUCGCACCCCGACCCUAGACAGACUUGCUGCUCAAGGGGUGAAACUGGAGAACUACUACAUCCAGCCCAUCUGUUCCCCGUCCAGGAGCCAACUCAUCACAGGACGGUAUCAGAUACACACGGGACUUCAACACUCUAUCAUAAGGGCUGGACAACCCAACUGCAUACCCCUUACUAAUGUAACACUACCUCAAAAGCUUCAAGAAGCUGGCUAUUCAACGCACAUGAUUGGAAAAUGGCAUCUAGGAUUUUAUAAAAAAGAGUGUCUGCCCACACGUAAAGGAUUUGAUACAUUUUUCGGGUCACUCACGGGCAGUGGUGAUUACUACACCCACGAAAUCUGUGAUGGGCCAAAAACGUGUGGCUAUGACUUGCAUAAGGAUGAAAAUGUGGCUUGGGAGUACAGGGCUCACUCUUAUUCUACUUUCCUAUAUACUCAGAAAGCAGUGGACAUUCUAGCAGCUCACAACCCUCAGAAACCACUCUUUCUGUACAUUGCUUUCCAGGCUGUUCACACACCCCUACAAGUACCAAAGAAAUACCUGGGCCAAUACAUGUCAAUAGACAACUUAGGUCGGCGGAGAUAUGCUGCUAUGGUGACAUGUUUGGAUGAAGCAGUAAAUAAUCUUACAAAGGCAUUAAGAAAAUAUGGUUACUAUGACAACAGUGUCAUUAUUUACUCUUCAGACAAUGGAGGGCAACCCUUGGCAGGGGGAAGCAACUGGCCACUCCGUGGACGGAAAGGAACGUACUGGGAAGGAGGAAUUCGUGGCGUUGGCUUUGUGCACAGCCCACUCAUUAAAAACAAAGGGAGUGUGAGUCGGGGACUAAUGCACAUUACAGACUGGUAUCCUACUCUCGUAACACUGGCAGAAGGAGAGCUGGAGGAGGAUUUGGGGCUUGAUGGAUAUGAUGUUUGGGAGACUAUAAGUGAAGGCAAACCCUCUCCACGGAUGGAUAUCCUGCAUAACAUUGACCCCCUUUACACUCGUGUUAAAACCAGAUCACCUCGUGACGGAUUUGGAAUUUGGGACACAGCAAUCCAAGCAGCAAUCCGAGUUAAAGACUGGAAAUUAUUGACGGGGAAUCCGGGUCUGAGUGACUGGAUCCCACCCCAAACCUUCCCAAACUUUGGCGGGAAGUGGUGGAAUCUGGAAAGAAUACUAUGGCCUAAAGGAAAAUCACUGUGGCUGUUUAACAUAACUGCUGAUCCAUAUGAAAGAGUUGAUCUUUCUCAACAGUACCCAGAGGUUGUCAAGAGGUUACUCUUAAGACUUGUUCAAUACAACAAAACUGCAGUUCCUGUUAAAUACCCACCUAAAGAUCCUCGAAGCCACCCAACACUUAAUGGUGGUGCUUGGGUCCCAUGGGAGAAUGGGGAUGGAGAGGAAAAUAAUAUAAUUAAUAGCAAUACAGAAGCUAGAGCAUGUAGCAUCUGUAACACAAAAUUGCGUUUCAAAAAGCCUGUUUGGGGUUAGUAUUCACUUUGAAAUUUUUAAUUUAUAUAAAUGGAAAAUGUUUAGCAAGUGCCAUUGGCAUAUUACACUUUAAAAUGGUGCUGAUGUUAGUAAAUUGUGAUUUGUAAACAAAAAAAAAGUAUAAUCUGAGAGAACUUUUGCCUACCCAUGUCUUUUGUAUCACCAACAAUGGAAGAUUAAUGAGGGCUGGUCAACGAAAGGGCAGGGACUCCUUUAGCACAGCUCACCAAACAGAAGAAGACGCCGUGUGAAACAUCUUGUUAAAUAAUCUGCUGCAAAAGUAUAUUUAUUUUUUAAAAAUGUAUAGUUACAUUUUAAUAGAAAUCAAGGAUGUCCCUUUCUUCUCAGGGGUGCUUAAAAUAUAUAUUUUUUUAGCAUUUGGUUCAAGUUUGGGAGCAGACAUUCCUAACAUUAACUGUUAUAUCGGAUUUCUCAAAACAUUCCAAUAGCAAAUGAAAUUAUUAUAAUAAGUUCAAUAA
Molecule: messenger RNA, 2585 nt
Organism: Hypanus sabinus (Atlantic stingray)
Lineage: Eukaryota; Metazoa; Chordata; Chondrichthyes; Myliobatiformes; Dasyatidae
Product: arylsulfatase J-like
Exons: 2
Coding region: 427-2106 (559 amino acids)
Source: RefSeq, a predicted model, not a curated record